Molecule: messenger RNA, 632 nt
Organism: Xylona heveae TC161
Lineage: Eukaryota; Fungi; Ascomycota; Xylonomycetes; Xylonales; Xylonaceae
Product: Sm-like ribonucleo protein
Exons: 4
Coding region: 60-356 (98 amino acids)
Biological process (GO): mRNA splicing, via spliceosome; P-body assembly
Cellular component (GO): P-body; Lsm1-7-Pat1 complex; U6 snRNP
Molecular function (GO): RNA binding
Source: RefSeq, a predicted model, not a curated record
AAUUCAACGGACGAUUAGAUCAUUUCAAUUCAGCACAAAAGCCAUAUCCACAAGAAACCAUGGCUGACGCUGACGAGGGCGCGGGAGCUCCUGUUGCAGAGCCUCUGGACCUUGUUAGGCUCUCGCUCGACGAGGUGGUAUUCGUCAAGUUGCGAGGAGAUCGCGAGCUCAAGGGUCGUUUGCAUGCCUACGACAGUCACUGCAAUUUGGUUCUAGGCGACGUUGAAGAGACGGUCUACAUUGUCGAAGAGGACGAAGAAGAAGAGGAGACUAUCAAGACCAUCAGGAAACAGUCAGAAAUGCUGUUCGUACGAGGAGAUUCCGUCGUUCUCAUCUCCCCGCAAGCUCCGUCAUGACACACUGCGACCGAGCCCACAUGAUCGACAACCCCAAUUCAAUCACGACGGAAUGAAAUGGAACUGGAUCGAGUGCUGCAAUGCUGGUCCAAGGCAACAGCGACAUGAUAUUAUUACCCGGGAGGAUGGACCAAGCAAUCCGCCGAAUUGGUUGCGGCGCAGCCAAGGGCGGAGUGGAAACGCAGUAACCUAUCACAUUGCAUAAAGACCCCAGUUGUUGUAUUCAAUUUGAAAAGGAAAACAAAGUAAUAAUAAACUCAGCCUCAAGUUCAGACC